AGUGGGCGGCUGGAGGUAAUUUUAAAGCGACUGUUCUGGCACGCACUGGUUUUAGUAUGGCUGUAAAUUUCUAGCUGGUCGGAAUUUCUAGCUCUUUUGUCACACCACUUGUAGAGUAGCUUACAAAGAGAAUUGUCGCCACGAUUAUUUUCAAUUUUCAGCAUAUUUUAUAAUCAAUAUGAUAUAAAGAUACAAUUCAAAGAAGUUAUGCCGACCGAACACAAAAGCCAGGGCCGCAUAUUUUAAAAACAAUUUUGUAUAAAUUAUGAAACUGUUUCUCAGCUUUCUCGCUUUCUUUUCAAUCAAUCUUGUGUCAGAUCAAUAUGGCAACAGUUGCUAACGGAACGGGAAAGAGACGAGCCCUGAAGAAACGACCCGACACAAAUGAACGGAACAGAGCCAGUAUGGAUGGUGAAAAUACUCCUGUCAAGGAUUCUGACAUGAUGGAUUUGGAGUUUAAAAAGGAAUUCGAUGAGGUUAUGGGGUAUCUCGAGAAUCUUCCUUCUAAACAACGACUCAUUCUGAAUAAUUGGCUGAAGAAGCUGAAAAAAGCAAGCGAUGAAACACAAGAGCUGAAGAAUUGGAGAGAGGUGAGAAACGAAUACAUAGCUCUGAUGAACAACCAACUCCGCAGAUCAGAUAUUAUCGAGCCCUUCACGUCACGGCCACAGUUCGGACCUCUCCGUCCGGUUCCCAAAAAACUUGCCUACACAAAAAUGAAGUUUACCCUCUGCGCGGACGAGGAAAGUGGCUGAACAUAGCACCUUUUGUAACAAACGCUGCGGGAUAUUUUUCAUCUUUUGCUUGUUGAAUUUCAUAUUGUUAUCACUUCAAGACAUUUUAGUCUCAGUGCUGGAGCUAAAGCCUAAAUGUGAAAGGAGUUUGUACUGCUAUAUGCGAAUUUGAUGAACAAUUGUAAGUCAGUUGGAUUCAAGUCGACCCAGAUACUCAAAUAUGAUAAUAAUAUGAAGACAGCACAAUCAGUUCAAGUAGCUUCUUUUGGUAAAGAUCGAAAAUUAAUUUUAGAAAUAUGUCAUUUUGUAAUUCAAAUUUUCGAUAAUAUGGUUAACCGAUGACAUUUAACCAUUGCAAACUUUUCGGAGUUUAUAUUUUUUGAUCACGGCCAAAUUUCCUUUAAAACCAUUUGAAUUUAUAUAACCUUUGAACUUUUCAUUCAGGAACUUAAUAAGUAAUGUCAUAUGUUCUUAUAUAUAC
Messenger RNA from Bolinopsis microptera, 1215 nucleotides. RefSeq lists its product as uncharacterized. The transcript has 4 exons. The record is from RefSeq and is a predicted model, not a curated record. The coding region runs from base 324 to 755 and encodes 143 amino acids. Lineage: Eukaryota; Metazoa; Ctenophora; Tentaculata; Lobata; Bolinopsidae.